This is a messenger RNA of Morchella importuna, 783 nucleotides long. RefSeq lists its product as uncharacterized. Bases 1 to 783 code for a protein of 260 amino acids. Lineage: Eukaryota; Fungi; Ascomycota; Pezizomycetes; Pezizales; Morchellaceae. The record is from RefSeq and is a predicted model, not a curated record. The transcript has 8 exons.
AUGGCAGAAGCCAUAGGUCUUGCAGCGAGUAUCAUUGGAGUUGUUAAAAUUACCGGAAGCUUGGUUUCUCUUGGUUAUAACUACCUGGGAGGGGUUAGGGAUGUAUCGAACGAACUCCGAAAGCUCGUGGAUGAGCUCCAUUCCCUCGCCCAAGUUCUUCUCGUCUUACGGGAUCAUGCUCGUGACGACAUAUUACUUCAGCCCACAGCACUACAGAGACUUAAUGACCAAAAUGGACCGCUUCCACGAUGCGCAUUGGAACUAAAAACACUACAGGGGAAAUUGGAACCUAAACUGGGGCUGCGGGGAAUGGUGAAGUAUCUUUUGUGGCCGCUCAAGGAGAAAGAAACCCUUCAAUAUAUUGAUAGUAUAGAACGGUAUAAGAGCUUGUUCAAUUUAGCGCUGACAACGGAUCAUUUUGCCUUAUCAAGAACUAUUGACGGAUGCGUCCGAGAUACGAACCAAAUUAUGCACGAGCUCCGGAACGAAUCAUCGGUGCUGACCUCUCAUGUGGAUAGAAUGUUGACUGCGGAAAAGCGAAACAAGAUACUUAAUUGGCUAUAUCCCGGAAACUUCGACCAAAAACAUGUCGAAAUUAAUCAGCCUGAUUAUUUGAUGCUUUGGGGCUAUGGAAUUCCUGGUGCAGGAAAAACAUUUAUAAGCUCUUCAAUAAUCGACUAUCUAAAGACUCAGAAAUCAGGCGGGAAUUACGGGAUUGCGCCAAGGGGAUGUUUCUCCUUGUACGCUUCCAUAUCGAGCACAUAUGCCAGCAGACAACCUUGA